GCAAGUCCUGGAAGGCUCUGAGCCUCUCGCAGAAGCGUCCUUACGUGGAGGAGGCUGAGCGGCUGCGGGUGAAGCACAUGCAAGAUUAUCCCAACUACAAAUACCGACCCCGGCGGAAGAAGCAGGUCAAGCGGAUCUGCAAGCGGGUGGACCCUGGGUUUUUACUGGGCAGCCUGACACGGGACCAAAAUGUGGUGCCGGAGAAGAGGACCUGCAGCCGGGUCGGGGGGGACAAAGAGGGGCAGGGUGAGUACCCCCCUCGCCCGGGACUGCCGGCCAGCCGGGGAUAUCGGGAGGCCCCUGGCAGCAGCAGUAGCACCAGCGUGGACACCUACCCCUACGGGCUGCCCACCCCACCAGAGAUGUCUCCACUGGACGCCAUAGACCCCGAGCAGAGCUUCUUCUCCUCGCCGUGCCCCGAUGAGCAUCACUGCUCCCACCUCACCGGAGCCACCUACUCCCCGGAGUACACGGGCAGCUCCCUCCCAUGCAACCACCCCCCUCUCAGCCCCAUGCCACAGCCAGCCACCUGCAUGAUCCCCCCGGCCUCCAGCUGUCCUCCCCUUCCUCCUCCUCCUCCUCCCAGCUACUACACGCCCGCCUUCCCCUCCCUGCACCCCCCCAGCCUCCAUGCCCACCUGGGCCAGCUCUCCCCACCACCUGACCACCAUGGUUUUGACACCUUGGACCAGCUGAGCCAAGCUGAGCUCCUAGGGGAGAUGGACCGUAAUGAGUUUGACCAGUAUCUCAACAAUCCUGGCCAUAGUGACCAUCAUGGCGGGGUCUUGGUCAACGGACACAUCCCACCGUCUAGCAGCUCCCACGCCUCCGAGACCAGCCUCAUCUCUGUCCUCGCCGAUGCCACGGCCACCUACUACAAUAACUACAGUGUCUCCUAG
Molecule: messenger RNA, 899 nt
Organism: Antrostomus carolinensis (chuck-will's-widow)
Lineage: Eukaryota; Metazoa; Chordata; Aves; Caprimulgiformes; Caprimulgidae
Gene: SOX7
Product: SRY-box transcription factor 7
Exons: 1
Biological process (GO): cell differentiation; positive regulation of transcription by RNA polymerase II
Cellular component (GO): nucleus
Molecular function (GO): DNA-binding transcription activator activity, RNA polymerase II-specific; RNA polymerase II cis-regulatory region sequence-specific DNA binding
Source: RefSeq, a predicted model, not a curated record